This is a messenger RNA of Penicillium atrosanguineum, 5658 nucleotides long. It is a transcript of the gene pkhB, whose product is annotated as putative sensor histidine kinase/response regulator. Lineage: Eukaryota; Fungi; Ascomycota; Eurotiomycetes; Eurotiales; Aspergillaceae. Gene Ontology annotation, molecular function: phosphorelay sensor kinase activity; histidine phosphotransfer kinase activity. The transcript has 3 exons. The record is from RefSeq and is a predicted model, not a curated record. Bases 1 to 5658 code for a protein of 1885 amino acids. Gene Ontology annotation, biological process: protein autophosphorylation; phosphorelay signal transduction system.
AUGGGAGACCUGCGUAAUCGGAGGAGCCCUCCUUCCCCUUCGCCAACCGAGACCGUCUCGUCCAUCGCCGGGCCUCAACCUCAUCACUUGCAACCCUCACGAUCGCCGCCGAUUUAUAGAGUUCCCCAUGAUAAGCAUGCGGAAAGUCUAUCGGUAGAAGGAAUGGCAGGUGGGGUGGAUGCGUCAAACAAAUCAUCAGCUCGGAGGGCUCGAUUUUCCCGUGAAGAUUCCACCGAACAUAGUGCGGGCCUCACCCCGGUCAUCGAGGACGCGCGAUCUGAAAGUGAGCGCCAGGAGGAACAAGGACGGAGCUCACAAACCUUGAAGGAGUUGCGAAGACAGAUGGAGGAGCUACUGGUGUAUCAGCAGAUGCAACAAACCCAAAAUCAGCGUCCCUCAUCAACGCGGCCACCCGAUCCUUCAACUGAAACUCCUCGAAAAAGGCGUCUAUCGGAUACGUCAGCAGAAGUCCCCCCCACCAUCAUACCACCGUCGUCUGAUUCUGUGGGCUCUGCGGGAACCAUCAAAGGUAUCGAUGUUCGAUCCACCGUUCGUCCGGUGGACCAAACGCCCUCAUAUCCUUUCCCGAGAGUCCACAAUCAAUCUCCAGCCGAGAUUGAUUCAACGUCGCGCCAAGGCCAAUUUCGACUGAAGCUCCCUUCUGAGAAGGCCAGAUCACCGUCGCCCACAGCUCACUCGGCGAAAGAAGAUCCUUCUGCGAAGACCCCGGCUUCAGCACCCGUCUUUCUGCCGACUGACCACAAGGAUAUAAUUGAAGACCCGGCGUUUGUAAACCCAAGUCUCUAUGACCUGACAUUGCAGCUCAAUGCGAACCCUGGACUCGAGGCCUGGUGGUCUAACUUGGCCGAGAUUUUAGAAUCCCAUUAUGGAGCGGAACGUAUCUCCCUUGCAGUCCCGGGAGAUUCGACUGAUCUGGAGAAUGUGCCAUGGGGCCAGAAGGCCUUUUUUAACAGGAAUGGCAGCACAUCAUCGGAAAAUAUCCAAAUUGCUCUACGAGACGAUCAGACGACAGAAACCCACGGUACCCGCAAAGGCAACGACCAAACCCAGGAAAACAAGGUUAGGAUGUCGGAUCCUCAUCCCAAGUCUUCAAAGCUUAGUCCUGCAGCGACUCGACCGUCCUUGAUGUCUCGUCAUUCCUUUGGUGGAUUCGCUCAUGGCAAGAAAAGCUUGCCACCAAUGCAUCUGGACGGUCAGCAGCAUGCGUCGAAGACAAAUACCGGCAAAAGCGAGAAAAAGAACGCCCGCAUUUCCGAAAGGGCCGAAUCCAUGCAAUCAUCGAGCAAUCACAGGCAUUCUACAAUCCAACCGAAACCGAACGAGCGUCCGAAUCUUUCAGUCCAUGGAUUGCGACAAGGUGUUUUCCCAGUAGCAAGAGCACUAGAGAUGGAAUCAGAUCCUCUCAUCAAACGCACCGGUGUAGUGAAGCUGUUUGGACGGAUCAAUCCGGUAGUUCUCACACGAGAAUAUUCGCCAGAGUCAAAUAAUCCUUUAUUCAUGCCAAGCGAGCCAGCUUUGAGCCCACUGGAGACGGUGCAGGUCACCCCGAAUCUCGAUGGCCCCAACGAGAUUGACCCUAUUGCGGCUGCAACCUCAGUGAAACAAGUCCCCACGAACCUCAACCCACCCAUGUUCGGACACUAUGACGAAUAUGAGCAGGUUCCUCAAUCACCCUGGUCUCAAUCUCCUGCACCUUCCCCAGCCCCUCGGACACAUGCAGAUCAAAACCCAUUCUUCACCAGUCAUACUGUCGAUGAAGGUGCUUUUUCGAAGAAUCCACCCGCGCACGACUACUCCAGCCCAUACCCUUUGGAGGCCAUCGGCAUCGAUCAGUCCAAGACUUUAAUACAUAUUCCUCUUCUACACGGCGGCUCCACCCGAAAUCCGUCACCAAUCCUGAGAUUCCCUGUUGCCGUUGUAUCAUUUAUGACCCCUGUCGUUCCCUAUCCGCCCAAUCUCCGACAAUCUCUCGCCCACCUAAUGCCACACUUGACGACCUCUUUCUGCUUGGCCCAACACUAUAGUCAACUGGAACGUCAGGUGGUCUCAAAGGUGGAGACUUUACGGUAUGGGAACCUUUUGGGACUUGGCGGAACAUUUUCCGAUGCAAGCAGCGAGUUGGAACUCGUAGCAGGAUUAAGUGGCCAUGUCAGCUAUUCUGUGGGCGACGAGAAUUCAAUGUCAGCACGAGCCAGCAUUGCCAGUCCCAGUGACCAAUCCUCCAUGAAAUUUAGUCCCGCGAUGUCUAGCAUUGGGACACCUGCGCUCGAACUUGGUCAAAUAGGCCUCGGCUCAGCAACCCAAUCCCCAGGCCUCCUUUCACGCACAGGUGAAGCUGGAGACAGCUACUUCAAUGUACCGCAGUCGAAGAGCACUCGUGAUAACAUUUACCCCCAGCGACCUCGCCUCGGGAAGCUCAAAUCUAAUUUUGUGUCGUCGACGUCGGAAUCCCCUGAAAAGUUACACAGGAAGGCUUCCACUGGCGAAGAAAGUCAUUUGCAAGAUCCAUCUGCUGCGCCUUCUCCGUGGCAGGAAAUGAGGCCGCCUCCGGUUGUGUCCCCGACUCAGCAGUCGUCACGCCAAGCAUCUACGAAUUCCUUUUAUGCCCAGUUUCAGCGGGACUUGCCACGGCCAUUUUCAGACACGAUAACGCAAUUGAUGCUGAAUUCUAUUCCCCUUCAUCUCUUUUUGGCCAGGCCACAAAGUGGCGAAGUCAUCUGGACUAAUGCCAAAUUCGACGCUUAUAGAAGGAGCAAACCACAGGAGCAAAAGCUGCGAGAUCCUUGGCAGAACAUCCACAGCAGCGAGCGAGACCACGUCUCCGGCGAAUGGGCAAAUGCUUUACGUACCGGCUCACAAUUCACGGAGCGAGUCCGUGUGAAACGGUUCAAUGACGAAAGUGCUUAUCGAUGGUUCAUUUUCCGCGCCAAUCCACUUUUGUCUUCAACCGGCGAGGUUCUAUACUGGAUUGGAUCCUUCCUUGACAUCCAUGAGCAGCAUAUUGCUGAACUCAAAGCGACUCAAGAAAGGGAAAAAUUUGCCACAGAUGCUAAAUACCGGGCCUUUUCAAACUCUAUCCCACAGGUUGUCUUCGAGGCCACAGAGAACCGUGGCUUGAUAUUCGUCAAUGAACAGUGGAAUCUGUACACAGGCCAAAGCCUUGACGAGGCACUUAAUUUUGGGUUCGCAAGACAUGUUCAUCCAGAUGACCUUGACAAGUGCGGUGGACUGUCGCUGCAAACGAAGCAAGAAUCGGAUGGAACUGGCACCACCGAAUCGUCUCAGCAAUCAUCCAACAUCCAUGGUGUUGAGUCUGUGCUCCAUGAACUUGUGGCGCGUGGUGUCGCAUCAUCCCAGAAAGAUGAAAAUGGGCGUGUUUUCUACUCCACCGAAAUUCGCCUCAGCUCUAAGGGUGGCGAUUUCCGAUGGCACUUGGUCCGCUUGGUGCGUGUUGAGACUAGUAGUUUCGGCAGUGAGGAAUCUUCCUGGUACGGUACCUGUACCGACAUCAACGACCGGAAGAACCUUGAACGGGAGUUGAACAAGGCUAUGAGUCAACUCAACAACCAAAUGGAAUCCAAGACAAAGUUCUUCAGCAACAUGUCACACGAGAUCAGAACUCCUCUCAACGGCAUUCUUGGUACGUUGCCAUUCAUCCUCGACACCCAGCUUGACAGCGAUCAAAGACGGAUGUUGGAUACGAUCCAGAAUAGUUCCACUGGUCUCCGUGAACUUGUAGAUAACAUCCUGGAUGUUUCAAGGGUCGAGGCUGGCAAGAUGUCGAUGGUUAACUCUUGGUUCCAUGUUCGGUCUAUGAUUGAGGAAGUGAUUGAUACCAUUUACUCCAAAGCAAUCGACAAGAAUCUUGAAGUCAACUAUCUGAUCGACUCGGAUGUGCCGGUAUUGGUUAUUGGCGAUCGCUUCCGAAUUCGACAGGUCCUUCUCAACCUAGUCGGUAAUGCGGUCAAAUUUACUUCCCAAGGCGAAGUUCAUAUCGGUUGUAACCUUUACCAUCACAACACUACAAAGGCCAAGGAAACAGAGGUUUUCCUGAACUUUGACGUUGUCGAUACUGGAAAGGGAUUCAGUUCCGUCGAUGCCAAACGCCUAAUGCAAAGGUUCAGCCAAUUGGGUGAGAAUGGGUCACAGCAAAACGCUGGUAGUGGUCUGGGCCUGUUUUUGUCCAAGCAACUCGUGGAAAUGCACGGUGGCAAGCUCACCCCGAGUAGCAAAGAAGGACAGGGAGCUAAAUUCUCCUUCAAUGUGAAGGUUGAUGCUCCUGCACCUCCGUCGCCGUCUGAAAGGCUAGGGUUACUUCGUCAGCCCUCAAGUGCGUCUAGGAGACCGGGAACGUCCAGAUUGAGCUCUUACGAGCAGAACACAACGGUGCCAGCAAAAUUUUCUGAUCCCAAGCUGCAAGAUCUUCCAAAUCUGUCGCCUGCCAUAGAUUCCCCAUCUGUGUCGCCUGAAUUAACCGCGGACUCUGGUUCAAAGGGUCUCUUCCCGUCUUCCAAUGUGUCGUCCGCUCUCCCAACUCCAGAUAUUGGCACCGUGCAUAUAGCAUCGAGCUUGGACCAAGCCUUCAGUCCCAGUGCAUCGAGCCUAUCAACCCGUCCGGCUCCGCCAAUAUCCCAAAGCGCUGUAUCCCCGACCAAUGGAUCCGGAAGACCCACUUUAGUAACCCCGGAAGGUCCCCUCUCAAUCGUCAUUGUCUGUCCUCUUGACAACACACGUGACGCGGCAAAGCAACACAUCGAGCAGGUCAUACCGCAUGAUAUUCCAUUUACCAUCACAACUCUACCCGAUGUCGAUGAGUGGAAAGACAUGAUGCAUUCGGGAUUCAACGCGAAGUGCACUCAUCUGGUUCUUAACCUACCUGCAACAGAUGACAUCAUUGAAGUCGUUCAGCAGGUGUCGGAGCUCGACAAGGAAAAUGCUCCCGCCGUCGUCAUCGUCUCAGACCCUUACCAAAAGCGCCAAAUUGCCGCACGAGUGUCUGAGUUUGCUGGUACAGGGAAGCAGGUGUUCGUCGUGAACAAGCCUGUCAAGCCUUCGGCGUUCUCGAGCAUCUUCGACCCCGAGAAGAAGCGCGAAUUGAGCAUGGACCGUAGAGAUGACGAAAAGCGGGACGACAAUAACAAUUUCAAGACCGUUUCCAAGAUGGUCAAAGAAGUUCUUGGCAACAAGGGCUACCGCAUUCUGCUGGUGGAGGACGACGAGACCAAUCGCAAUGUCAUGCUGAAGUACCUGCACAAGAUCAAGCUCUCGUCGGAGACUGCAGCUGAUGGACAGGAGUGCAUUGACAUGGUGUUUUCAAAAGAGCCGGGUUACUACUCUCUCAUCAUUUGCGAUAUUCAGAUGCCCGUGAAGAACGGCUACGACACUUGUCGCGAGAUUCGGAGCUGGGAACAAAAGAACCACUACCCCCAGAUUCCGAUCAUGGCUCUUUCAGCAAAUGCGAUGAAGGAUCAAAUCCAAGAUGCUGCCCAGGCAGGCUUCAACGACUACGUUACCAAGCCUAUCAGGCACAAUGACCUGGGUAGAGCGAUGAUGGAACUUCUUGAUCCCAGUCGACCUCUCUUGUUCCUCCGGGACCGUCUUGCUCUUGACGAGCAAGAUCCAACCAUUAGCCACUAA